Molecule: messenger RNA, 1780 nt
Organism: Symsagittifera roscoffensis
Lineage: Eukaryota; Metazoa; Xenacoelomorpha; Acoela; Convolutidae
Exons: 3
Coding region: 251-1651 (466 amino acids)
Source: RefSeq, a predicted model, not a curated record
GCAAAAACUACAACAAACGAAAAAUUAGAGAAACGCACGCAGUUUGAACGCAUUUUUUUACAACUUAGUGUAACAACUAGAUCGGUUAUGCACAAUACAGAGAGCAAUGUUAUUAAGUGUUCAGACAAAAAAUAUCAGAUAAAACGCCAGUUGAAAACGAUUCCCCAGCACAAAAGCAAAUUACUAAACUACUAAAUUACUAAAUUGACUAAAUUAGAUUGGGGGUUACAUAGCAAUUGAUUGGAAACAGAUGAGUUUAAUAUAUAUAUCUCGAUAUAAUAUUAGUAAUCUCAAAGUUUUUAGACCAUGUUCAAAUCUGAUUGUUAAUAUUGCAAAAGAUUUCAACAGCACGAAUAUUCCCGAAGUGCUUUUCGAUAUAACAGAAAACCUAAACUACGACUUUCCAGUUACAACAGAUAACCCAAAAAACCUAAUAGGAGGCAGACACUAUUUGUGGCGUGAACAACCAUUACUUCAUGGUGAUUCCCCGCCACUUACACUGAACUGUACUGAUAACAUGCCAGUCUCAAACAAAAACUGCAACCGAAGAAAUCAGGGAGAUGAAAGUCCUGAAAGCUGUGAAACUGGCUCAGAUAUUCAGAAUGGGACCUUGAAUAUCAAUCGCUUCAAUGAAAGUUUCUGCAACGGUUUUCUUCGUGGCAAGUUAUCAACAUUGGAUUUCCUCGCUACUGUCAUUGAAAACUUCAUUGCGGGAAAAAAAGUCCAAUUGGAUGCAGUUUUACCACCGUUACAAAAUGGGCCAGCGUAUAUCCAUAAAAUGGUUCAAAAGCUCGUAAGAUCUAGCCAUUCCAGCAACAUUUACAAUCGGCUCUUUACUUUUAAUUGGGAUUACAAUGAAUCGGACGCUCAUCAAAAAGCUGGGUUGAUUGUGGAUGCUGUCGAUAUGCUCGGCCUAUCCUUCCCUGGAAAUUCGUUUAUGCAAAUUACAGAGAGCAAUGUUAUGAAGUGUUUCAGACAAAAACUGGCAGAUAAAACACCAGUUGAAAACGAUUCCCCAGCACAAAAGCAAAUGACAAGUACAGACACUUACAUGGCCGCUUGUUGGAUUGAACUUUCAAAGGAGAUUUUGACCGCUUAUUGCAGGGAUCGCUCUUGUUUGUCAGAUGCGGUUAUCACUUUAAUCGACUUAAAGAUCAGCAGCAAGAGUAUCCAAACCACGCUAACGAUUCCAAUUCCAAAGUUUGUCGUACCAAUUGCAACAGUCAUAAAAACGGCUGUACAACUUUUACGGGACACAUUAUACUACAUAAAUGGUUUUUGUGAUGGAGUAAAAAAACAAGUUGAAGAAGUUGAAGGUUCAACUAAUAACCACUUGAAGAUAAGCAGCAAAAAUAUCCAGACCACUCUAAAAGUUCAAAUUCCAAAAUUUGUCGUACAAUUUGCUACAGUCACAAAAACGGUCGUACGAUUUUUAACGGACACACUGACCUACAUAAAAAAAUUGUGUGAUAGAAUUAAAAAAAAAGCGAACGAAGUUGAAGAUUCAACUAACAACCAAGAACACCUAAAGUUCUCUAAUCAAACAAAACGGGAUUACGCAGAAACUGCUCGACCUUCAUCGAAGAAACCUAAAAAAAACUACAAAAGAAGUAGACUAUUAAACGCAAAAAAACUAACACCUCCAGAGUAAUUUUGGUGUAAAUUUUGUAAACUUUGUAGAUAUUAUAAUAAGUUUCACCUAAAGUUAACCUGGUAUCUCGUUUACCUAUAUGAGAUGUAUCUUAACGUAUUCUAAAAUUAAGUCUUAACGUGUGAUAAA